AUGGCCGAAAUCGCGGCGGAGGGCGAACCGACCACCUCCGCCGGCCACCCCGAGACGCAGUCCCCGGAACCGGGAGCGAAGGGCGGGGUUGUCCCGAGGACCCCGCGGGCGUCGGCGCGAAACGUGGCGCCGACGUCGGCGUAUCGCGACGUUCUCCGGCGCGAGUGGGACCCGCGCCACAGGCUACGACCCAGGUUGGGCCACUCGCACUUCGUCAAGAACCUUCGCCUGGUCCAGCGCCUGGACAGGCACGCCGGAUGCGUCAACACCGUGGCGUGGAGCGAAGAUGCGUCGCUCCUGCUCUCCGGCAGCGACGACCUGUGCGUGUGCGUGUGGAGCGUCGGCACGUCGUUCCCGUGCCUCGGAACCGUGUACACGGGCCACAACCACAACAUAUUCAGCGCGGAGUUCGUGCCGGGCACGCGAGGCGGCCGGUGCGUCACCACCGCCGGCGACGGAGACGUGCGCGUCGUCGACCUCAUUCGGGGAUUCCAAUCCGCGCGGGGCCGAGGCGACCCCCGAGAUCGCCCAGGCGGACGGAGCCCCUUUCGAACCCGCCGCUUCGGCUUCGACGACGACAACGCCGCCGACGACGGCGCCGCCAGGUCCCUCUUCGCGGGCAGGCCGACGGACCCGAACGAGAUCGGCGACGUCAUGGGCAUGAAGGUUCGAUUCGUCCCGGGCGCGCCCGACGUCUUACUCGCCACGCAUCAGGACGGCCGGGUCAGACGGUUCGACCUGCGCCUAGCUCCUCGGGCCACCGGCGACGUCGUCGUGGAUCUCAGCGUCCAGGGCGGCUGCAGCGACCUCGCCUUCGAUCCGUCCUCGCCGUCGCUCUUCGCGCUGGGAUGCGACGAUCCGUUCGUUCGAGUGUUCGACGUGAGACACCUCGCGGAGACGGCGCGGGACGUCUCGGCCGCGCGUCGCGCGAGAUCGCCCAGCGAGCGCGAACACGCGGACCUCAUACCCGUCGUGGCGAAGUACUCCCCGGGUAAGUCCCACGGGUUCAACAGCAGGUCGCUGAGGUUCGACGGCGUAUCGGGGCUGGCGUACGGUAAACGGGGCGAACUCGCCGUGACGUACCGGGGGGAGCACCUGUACGUCAUCGACCAGCGCGCGUACGAGUCGAGACGUUUGGCGUCAGUCGGGGACGGUCACGGAAACGGUCACGGAAACGGUCACGGCGGGCACGGAGCGGCGGGCGCAGGGACGGAGUGGGGGUCGCUGUUUGGCGCCGGGGGUUCGCCGCCGCCCGCGGGUUCGGAGUCCCCGGAGUUUGGCUACGCGUCCCCGGACACGUCCGGGCUCAGAUCGGGAGGAUCGGAUUCGGACUCGGGUUCCGACGCAGGUGCCGAGUCCGACUCCGACGCCGAGAACGGGGCGGCGGGCGCGAGGAGGAGCGUGUCGGUGCCGCGGGACAGGGUGUUGAGCCCCCGCCCGCACCAACCCUCCGAGGCUGGGUGGGACCUCUUCGACGAUGACCCGACGCACCGACCGAUGGAACGCGACGAUUCCGCGGUGCGUCGGUACGUCGGGCACAGGAACGUGAAGACCUUCUUGAAAUCCGUCGCGUUCAUGUGCGACGACGCGUACGUGUCGACGGGGAGCGACUGCGGCGGGAUGUUCGUGUGGGACGCGCGCACGUGCGAGCUGGUGCUCAAGGUGCAGGCGGAUUCGCAGGUUGUCAACAACGUGUGCCCCCACCCCAGUUUGCCCAUGGUGGUCACCAGCGGCAUAGACGACUGCAUGCGGGUGUGGGAGGGCGGAGACGGGAGGCAUCUGAUCGACCUGCCUGAGAGGUACCCGGACGACGACGACGACGACGACUUCGACGACGACGACUACGACGACUUGGACGAGAUGGACGCCUGGGGCGACGACGGGGAAUACCGGCCGGGCGUCGUCGCGUACGCGAGCGACGCGGAGAUCUCCUCUUCCGACGACGACGACGAGGAGAACGAGUCCGAUCACGUCCACGACCCGGAGGAGGAGGGGGAUGGGGAAGAGGAGGAAAAGGCGGAGCCGUUUGGGGCGUUCGCGCGAGCCGAGGCGGUUGGGUCAGAGUCGGAUGAGCGACGAUCGGCCGAGCGCGAAGAAACAGAGGGCUGA
Molecule: messenger RNA, 2109 nt
Organism: Micromonas commoda
Lineage: Eukaryota; Viridiplantae; Chlorophyta; Mamiellophyceae; Mamiellales; Mamiellaceae
Exons: 2
Coding region: 1-2109 (702 amino acids)
Biological process (GO): negative regulation of fatty acid biosynthetic process
Cellular component (GO): cytoplasm; Cul4-RING E3 ubiquitin ligase complex
Molecular function (GO): protein binding
Source: RefSeq, a predicted model, not a curated record